AGAGCCAUAUUUGCACAAUCAUGUUCACCAUGCCACAUACAUUCUCACUAAACACAUGCCUUUACCGAUGGACCUAGUUGUGAUAGAGACUCCAAAAAGAACACUUUAUUCAUUCUUAUCAUUUGCAUGGGGGAUGGUAGCAGAUGUGGAUAUAGAGAGUGAGAAGUACAGGUACCUUGGAGAAACUAGGUUUACCAUGGGAACUCUCUCUAGGAUAAUGAAUUUGCGUAAAUAUAGGGGACGGUUUUCAUUCUUGCCAAUAGAUGAAUCAUGGCAGCCUAAAGUAAAAAGGAGAGAGCAUGGAUGUUUUAGAAGUAAUAGAACAAUGUCAGCAGUUGGUGUGAUGGGAGGUGGGGCUCCAGCUGGACUCUAUAAACGUACCCUCAGUAUGGAUGAGAACCUACAUUCCUUGCAAAGUUCAGAACCUGGUGGAAGCCAACAGACCUUGACGCAUAAAAUGAAGAAAGGUAUUUCUAUGUAUGGUAUAUCUGAACAUGAUGGACAACUCCGAGAAGAAAAUCUGCAACAUAUCAAUGACAGCUACCAUGGUGGAACUGGAGGUAGUGAAAGUGAAAAAGACAGAUCCAAUCUGACAUCCCUUUUACCUCCUUUUGAUAGAUCUGUUCCAAAUAAUUGGGUUACAAUAGAGGAUGAGUUUAUUACGGUUUUAGGGGCAUACCAGACCCAUUUGAGCUCUGAUAUCUUUGCUGCCCCUGAUUGUAAACUCCAAGAUGGUUGCAUCCAUGUGAUAUUCCUGCGUGCCGGUGUCUCAAGGCGUGUUGUAUUACAACUGUUUUUAGACUUACAAGAUGGAACACAUACAGACUCUCACUUUAUUGAAAGUGUGAUAGUGAAAGCCUUCCGACUGGAACCACUCUCUCCCCCUGGUCAUGUCACCAUAGAUGGGGAGGAAAUAGAGUAUGGGCCAGUUCAGGGUCAGGUCUGGCCUUCUGCUGCCACCAUAAUGGCCAUAGAACAAUAAUGAGGAUGGUUACGUCUUGAAACACCUACACUCUGGAAUAUUACACAGAAGCAAAAUGAUCUGUUUAACCCCUGCCCCAUUGGUUAACAAGAUUGAAUCAAUGUUGCACAUGGUAGCACAACUAGUGCAGGUUGUUGUACCAUAGACAUAACAUCAUGUCAUUUUGGACAAGGUGGCACUAGUGCAAGUUGUCAAACCAUGAACAGUGGAUCAUGUCAGAUUGUACAUGCUAACACAUUUAGUACAAGUUGGUGGCCUGUAAGCAUCAAAUCAUACCAUAUUGUGCCUCCUAAAAAAUCAGCAAAUCAUUCCAUAAAGCCCAUGUAACACAAUAUGUACAA
Messenger RNA from Owenia fusiformis, 1323 nucleotides. Lineage: Eukaryota; Metazoa; Annelida; Polychaeta; Sabellida; Oweniidae. The record is from the annotation of a GenBank genome assembly.